Camelina sativa (false flax) is the source of this 2376-nucleotide messenger RNA. Lineage: Eukaryota; Viridiplantae; Streptophyta; Magnoliopsida; Brassicales; Brassicaceae. The record is from RefSeq and is a predicted model, not a curated record.
AUAUAUAUAUAAAUCAAUCCAAACUAACCAAUCCCCCGUCAUUAUCGUCGAACCCAUGGAGACCCCACUCCCUUCUUUAUCGCAGCAACUAACCCCAAAUCCUACUUCCGCCGCCGCCGCCGUCUCUUCCGCUAUUCCGGCGGCAGUCAAAAACGUUACCGUUCAACAACCGAUCGAUGGAUCUCCCCGUGCCGUCCCUGUUGAUACCGGUGGUAAUCCGGAGCCGCUUGCGGCUGUUCCCGGCGCUAAGCUUCGUCUUAUGUGCAGCUUCGGCGGCCACAUCAUGCCUCGUCCGCACGACAAAUCGUUGACGUACUCCGGCGGCGAGACUCGUCUUGUUGUUGUUGAUCGACGCGCGUCACUGUCUUCGCUCCGAUCUCGUUUAUCUAGUAUGCUUCUCAACGGCCGCUCCUUCACGCUUAAGUACCAGCUCCCUAGCGAAGAUCUCGAUUCACUCGUCACCAUCACUACCGAUGAAGAUCUGGAGAAUAUGAUCGAGGAGUACGAUCGCGUGACUUCUUCAGCGACGGUGACUGCUACGCAACGGAUCCGGUUGUUUCUUUUCGCUAACAAGCUCGAGACCGCCGCCACCAUGGGAUCUCUGCUUGACGGCGCGAAAUCUGACACGUGGUUCGUCGAUGCUCUCAAUCAAUCCGGUUUGCUUCCUCGAGGUUUGUCAGAUUCCGCCGCUGUGAAUAACACCUUGGUGAAUCUCGAUGAGGCUAGCGGCGGAGACGCCGAGAUCCAAAACCUAGAAACUAAUUCUGGCGGCGAGAACAAUAAACGAGGGGAUUUGUUGGCUCCUAACGGUGUGAUUUCGCAUCAGGAGAUGCAUAUGAGCUCGAUGCCUGACUCGCCGAUGAUGGAAGCUGCUGGUUCUUCGAUAGAAUCAUCAUCGUCUUCUCCUUCUACUUCCAAUUUGCCACCGAUUCGCGUUAGAGUCAGUGAAGACCAGAGGAUUGAGGAACAAUUGGCACAGAUGACCUUCUCAAACAUGCAGACUCAGAGGCAAUUUGAUGAUGGAGUUAGCUUGAUGACAAAUCGGCCAAUGAUGGUUCCGUCUGGUGGUGCAAUGACUGAUGGUUCAGUGGCGUAUAACAACGCACCUAGUGAUAUUGCUGCUGCUGCAAGCAAUGGCCAGGUUUCACCGCAUGACGAUCGAUCCGAUUCAGGUGUAUCAGCUGGCUACAGAAAGCCACCUUUGCCGAUGCAGCCAGUAACGAUCCCACCGAGAACUAUCGGAGGGUAUGGUUUGACAUCCCCUGAUUCAGUUGCAAGUGAUACUAGCAUUUCUUCUGCUACUUCAUUUUCGAAGCCAAUGUACUACCAAGACCAACAUCCAGCUCUGCCAAAAGCUCCUCCAGUGACACAACCUGAAACUACCUUGGUCCAAAGCUCCCAUGUCUUACCUCAGACUGAAACUACUUCACCCCACACCACCUCCCAUAUCCAAUCUCAGCCAGGUACGUACACAACCAUGGAUCAACAACAACACCAACCUCCGGCUCAACAACCUUACUUACAUCAAGGCGUUCAGUACCUCCCUCACCCAUCUCAAUACUUCCCAGUUUACUCUCAUCAGCAACAACAAAACUACCCGGUUUACGUAAUGUCUGUCCCGCAAUCUCAGCAGUAUGUCCCUGCAGGAACUCCCCCGCUGUACCCGAUCUCAAAACCCGCCACAAACUCGAGACCUGAAGCUGCCCAAAACGUUUACCGUGCUGCUCCCACUCAGGUUCUUCAGCUUCAGCAGCAGCAUCAAUACAUGGGUUACACUGGAGUUCCUCAACAUACUACAAACGCAAACGCCAGUUACGGUACUGGAGUUCCUCUACAUGCCACAAACGCAAACGCCAAUUACAGUAUUGGAGCUCCUCCUCAACAUAGCACAAACGUAAACACCAAUUACGGUGGCGCCUACGAAUACACAAACCCUCCAAACGAGACAGUGUAUUACCCACAGCCUCCUGCUGCCAACACUGCUAUUCCAUUAGCAUCUCCCUACCAAAGCAUGACACCAGCUGCAGCGGCAGCCGCUCUAGCUGAUAUGUCCAAGCAGAUGGCUCUUGACGGCGGCAAACAGCAACAACAACAUAUGGCUGCAUCUCAGCCGCUAUAAAAAGCUGGAAUUUUGGUGAUAAACGCGCAAAGUGUGACCGUAUAGCUAUUUACACGGCGCGCACUGGUCUUUUCGUUUAUGACAUGUAACGUCGUGUUACAUCUCGUUAGAUAUACAUAGGCUUUGCUAUAUCGUUUUCUAAAGUUCUUAUCUUAGUUACUACUUAUCUCUAUCUUGUUUUUCUAUAUUUGGAAAAUAAAAAUUGUUUGGAUGAUUUUUCUAUAAGUAUUUAUACAAGUUAUUCUGAUUCUCUGCUA